AUGUGGUCGAGCUCCCCUCUAAAUGGCGUCAAGGUCGUCGAGCUAGCUGGACUAGCACCAGGACCCUUUGCCGGACUGCUUCUCGCCGACUACGGCGCCUCUGUUCUUCGCAUCGACCGGCUCCCUGGCCAAACCACCGCACCUGCGGCCGACAAGCUGACUCGGCACAAGUCAUCUAUUUGUCUUGAUCUAAAGGACUCGAGGUCGCGGGAUCUUUUGCUAUCCAUCCUCGCCAAGGCCGACGUUCUCAUCGACCCGUUUCGACCAGGCGUGCUGGAGCGUCUGGGUCUUUCGCCUACCGAUGUUCUUCUUAAAGCGAACCCGCGACUCAUCGUCGGUCGCAUGACUGGAUUUCGGCGCGAUGGGAAGUACAAGGAUAUGGCCGGUCACGAUAUCAACUACAUUGCCGUCUCGGGUGUUCUCUCGAUGCUUGGCCGUAGCAACGACCGUCCGUAUUCACCGGGCAACUUACUGGGGGAUUUCGCCGGCGGCGGCGCAAUAUGUUUUUUGGGUAUUUUACUCGCACUGAUCUCGCGCCAAGCCACGGGCAAGGGCCAAGUGGUAGAGGCGAACAUGGUGGAUGGAUCGGCGUAUCUGGCGACUAUGCCACGACUGGGGAUGAAAUCGCCCACAUGGAACGAGCCACGAGGAGAAAAUCUGCUCGACGGAGGAUGUCCCUUUUACGAUACCUACGAGACCAAGGAUGCUGGCAAGUACUUUGCGGUGGGCGCACUGGAACCACAGUUCUACGUCGCCCUCUUGCACGGCUUGGGCCUAAAGAAAGACGAAAUCCCGGGGCGCGACGACCGCGACAACUGGCCGGCCCUGCGCGAAAUCUUCACCAAGCGGUUCAAAGAAAAGACGCGCGCUGAAUGGGAGGCGAUCUUCGAUGGGACGGAUGCGUGCGCAACGCCGGUCUUGGAGCAAGCUGAGCUGGAGGCGAGCGGCCACGAGCAGCGAUUGGCUGUCGAUUUGGUUGGCACUCCCGGCAAGUCAUUUACAGCGGACAAUGCAGGCUGGACUGGUGGUGGACUGUUUCCUGGUGACGGGGGUGAGGCGACUCUUAAAGAGUGGUUUGGAUGGACCAAGGGCCGUGAAUACGAUGAUAGCAAGGGUGUUCUAGUCAAGUCCAAGGGGGGUUCACGGCUUUGA
Molecule: messenger RNA, 1152 nt
Organism: Talaromyces rugulosus
Lineage: Eukaryota; Fungi; Ascomycota; Eurotiomycetes; Eurotiales; Trichocomaceae
Exons: 2
Coding region: 1-1152 (383 amino acids)
Molecular function (GO): catalytic activity
Source: RefSeq, a predicted model, not a curated record